Magnolia sinica is the source of this 1981-nucleotide messenger RNA. Its product is annotated as lon protease homolog 2, peroxisomal-like. Gene Ontology annotation, molecular function: ATP-dependent peptidase activity; serine-type endopeptidase activity; ATP binding. Gene Ontology annotation, cellular component: peroxisomal matrix. The record is from RefSeq and is a predicted model, not a curated record. NCBI's taxonomy places the organism in Eukaryota, Viridiplantae, Streptophyta, Magnoliopsida, Magnoliales, Magnoliaceae. The coding region runs from base 58 to 564 and encodes 168 amino acids. The transcript is spliced from 4 exons. Gene Ontology annotation, biological process: protein catabolic process; protein targeting to peroxisome; protein processing.
UACCCGAUGGCAGAAUGACUUCUUGAUACAAGACUUGCAGAUGGUGCUGAAGUUGAAAUGGAAGUCAUUCCAAUGGGUGUUAACGGACAUGAAAUAGCAAAUGCUCUUAGGAGUACCCCAGCAUUGGUUGUAGAUGAGGCUAUGCUGGAAAAGAUACUGGGGCCUCCUAGGUUUGAUGACGGAGAAACUGCAAAACGUAUGGCAACUCCUGGAGUAUCAAUUGGGCUCGUCUGGACCUCCUUUGGUGGAGACGUCCAGUUCGUUGAGGCCACAUCAAUGGUGGGAAAGGGUGAUUUGCAUCUCACUAGCCAACUUGGUGAUGUUAUCAAAGAAUCUACUCAAAUAGCUCUAACAUGGGUAAGGGCAAGAGUAGCAGAUCUUAAGUUUUCAGCUGCUGGGGAUAUCAAUUUGCUUGAGAAUCAGCAUAUUCAUAUACAUUUUCCAGCAGGAGCUGUACCUAAGGAUGGACCCUCAGCAGGAGUCACUUUGGUAACAUCUUUAGUUUCUCUGUUUUGUCAAAGAAGAGUUCGAGCAGAUACAGCAAUGACUGGAGAUUACUAUUGAGCAUACAUAAUCUAGUUUCUCUGUUGCUCCAGUACAUACUACUAAUUAUACAUGAUAUAGAUUACUACCGAGCAUACAUAAUCUAGUUUACUACUAAGUAUACAUAUAGGUUAUAUAUCCAAAUUGAUAUUGUAAUUUACAUAUGAAAUGAUGGGUGCUAUUAUUAUAAUCUUGCAUGUUCGAUUAACUGAAUAUUUAUUAAAAGAAAACUAAGAGGGGAAACAAAAUGGAUGAUGGGAUCAUGGGAAGUUAUCUGGCUAAUACAAAGAAGAGGAAUCCUCCAGCUGCCCUAAAAGGCUUCUAUCUGGUUCCUACUAAAUGCAGCAUCCGGCCUAGCCUGUUCCAUAACCAACCAUUUAGCCUUAUGAAAUGCUUGAUUUAGACAUAAGGAUUUGUCAUUGAAAAUCUUGCCAUUAUGAUCCAACCAAAUCAACCAAGUGAUGCACAAAGGCACCAAGCACCAUAUCUUUCUUUUCUUCCUACCCUUCCUAGUGAAGUGCCACAUUGCCAAUAACUCUGCAAAUUUCCUAGGCAUGGCCCAGCAAACCUCCAGUAGCUCAAAGAACCUGUCCACACUUUCCUGGAAUAUGUGAAGUGUAAGAAGAGAUGAACCACAUUUUCCUCAUUUUUUGGCAAAGGAUGCAUCUGUUAGGUAUUAUCAUGUCUCUUCCUCAAGUUUUCAAGCAUUAGUAUCUUGCUUUUGCCAGAAAACCAACCAAAAGCCACCAACUCAGGGUGAAUUUGGGAACUUCCAAAUGUACUGGAUCAGAUCCUUGUGAGAUUGCAACUGGGGAUCAUGAAGCAUCAGGUAGAAGAAUCUCACUGUAUAAGCUCCAGUCUUACUAGAUUUCCAUAUCCAUCUAUCCCUAUAUGAGGUGAGAUGUUUGUGAUCGUGCAGCAUUUCCAUCAACCUAACAUGUUCUGUAAAUCUCCUGAUUGAGGAGAUCCCUCUGAAUGUAGCAUUUCCAUGGUUGAUUUUACAUAAAACAGAGAAUAGAUCAUACAUUUUAAUUUUAAUGUAAAUUACUACUUAAUCCACUAUAAGAUUGUAAACCAUAAUUUUGUGUUGUAAAAAAAUGAUUCACAUCAUAAAUGACCCAUAAUCCGGAUUGUGAGAUUUGGAACAGAAAAUGUUUUUGGGGUGACGAUUUCUCCAGUCAAAGAAGACGCACCAUUGCCAAGAUUCCAUUGACCUGAUGUUCCAAUAGAUGCUUUCAGACAACCGUACAAGCUGUAGUUGUUCAUCAGCCCAGCAAAAGUCAUACCCAAAUCUUGUGUUGUGACUUUGUAUUAUUUGUGGAACCUAAUGUUGUGUAAUAGUUUGAUUGAGUUUGUUUUGAAAACUUUAAAUAGUAAACAAGUGAGAUUGAUUGUUUGAUUGAGUUGUUAACUAUUUUGUUGGUAUUAUGGCUUUCAU